This is a messenger RNA of Capronia coronata CBS 617.96, 1251 nucleotides long. RefSeq lists its product as uncharacterized. The record is from RefSeq and is a predicted model, not a curated record. The transcript has a single exon. Bases 1 to 1251 code for a protein of 416 amino acids. NCBI's taxonomy places the organism in Eukaryota, Fungi, Ascomycota, Eurotiomycetes, Chaetothyriales, Herpotrichiellaceae.
AUGUCGCUCCUGGCGAAACGCGCUGGCGGAGCCUCGAAGGACCUGAGCCCACGGUCGGUCUGCAGCAUGGCCGCUCGUCCCAUAUCGAACCGCGCCCCGACGACUACCUUCUCAAGAAAUCUGAUACUCCCCGACUUCUGCACUCGCACCUACGCCUCAACGGCACACAGCCUGCCCCGGCCUCCGCCUCGAGGUACCAGAACCCCAACGCCAGCAUUAGACCGUUCUAUACCGCCACCGAACACCUCAAACGGAAACACAGGCAAUGGCCCGUCCACGAACAAGAGCAAGACUACAUCCCAAAUAUCGUCACGCUCUUUCAAUGUCUAUUUCUGGGGCGUGUCGCUCUUCGGCUUCGUGUUAUCCGCCUACCUCAGCUCGCUGUACGUGACAUACCAGCGUGAGGUCAAGGAAUCGGCCAUGCUCGAACUCGACCAGAACGCCGACGUGUCGAGCCGCUGGCUGGACCUGUCGCGCAACUUCGACGACGAGGUCGACAUGUCUGAGAAACUCAUGUCGCUGCGGUCCAAGCGCAGGAAUCUCUGCCAGCAGGCGCAGGGAAACGUAUUGGAAGUCAGUGCCGGGACGGGUCGCAACAUGGAUCUAUAUAACCUAGACCCGAUCAACACGCCGCGCGACAAGAGAAUCAAGAGUCUCGUCUUCAACGACCAGAGUGAGAUCAUGGUGUAUCAGGCACAGAAGAAGUUCGAGCAGCUACAGGAGGAGACGGAUGCGAUUGCCAAAUUUCGCGGUCCGGUCAAGUUCGUCGUCGGCGAUGCCGGUGAUAAACGCGUCAUCCGCAGACCCGAGGGCGGAUUCGAUACUAUCAUCCAGACAAUGGGGCUGUGCAGUAUGGCGAAUCCCGUGGGCUUUCUCAAGAGAUUGGGAGAGCUGUGCAGACAGCCUGGCGAACGGAGCACCGGGGUAGACCUGCAGGCUGUACGAGGACAGGAUCAAGAGAAGCGGAAUGAUCAUGAUGCGGCAGCCAAAGCCAGUGAAGAAGAGACAGACAAAGGCGGUAAGAUCCUGCUUCUCGAGCAUGGCCGAUCCUAUCUCGGCUUCCUGAACCGGUAUCUCGACAACAUUGCCAAACGACAUGCCGACCGCUACGGAUGCUGGUGGAACAAGGACAUUGAUCAGAUCGUGCGCGAUAGCGGGCUGGAGGUGGAGAGCAAGAAACGCUACCAUUUCGGCACCACGUACGAGUAUGUCUUGAGACCGCGGAAAGAGUCGGCCAAAGAUAAAGUGUAA